Messenger RNA from Sodiomyces alkalinus F11, 1812 nucleotides. RefSeq lists its product as hypothetical. The transcript has 2 exons. Bases 251 to 1636 code for a protein of 461 amino acids. NCBI's taxonomy places the organism in Eukaryota, Fungi, Ascomycota, Sordariomycetes, Glomerellales, Plectosphaerellaceae. The record is from RefSeq and is a predicted model, not a curated record.
ACCAACUGGACUUCUGUGGAUACUCCUUCGACGACGACUUCUCGCGAACCGAACCGAAUUCCCACCUCUUCCAACAUCGAUAUCUGAAGACAUCACUCACGGCGCUUUUUGUGACUGGACUGGCUUAUGCUUUCGUUAUUGGGGCCUUGUCGCCUCGUAUCUCUGUUGGAGCUUUCUCAAAUCCUUUCCAAGGCAACCGCGAACUCCCAUUAAUGGCAAUAACGCCCUCCUACUGCAUCGUUUUCACAGGAUGGUGGAGAGUUGGGCCCAGCUGCAAAGACAUCGCGCCGGUCGACUAAAGACACGCGACUCGGUCGAGACCGUUCAAAAGGCAUGGGCGCAAGCGCACGAGAUCAAGGCUGAUGAGCGGGCGGAUUGGGCACGAUACAAUGACACAUACGAUGAGGUGGUCGAUGUACUAAGGAGACGAUACAAGGAUCCGCAUACAGACGAGUGGUUCGCCGGAAACGCUGGUUUCCAGGAGGACCUUGACAGCCUCUUCACCAAGCUCAAGGCGCGCGAAGCAGAUCUAGCAGAGAUCGAGACACGAAUCACCGAUGAGAAGGAGAAAUGGUAUCGCCGCGCCCUGCGCGCUUCGUUACUCUGGGGUUUGGCAGAGAGAUCGAUAGGCAGGUCGGCCCUCACCGCCAUUCUGGAUGAUAGCGAGAAACCAUGGGACGACGUUUCGCAAGCUGUACGGGGCGCACUCCCCACGGUUGACGAAGCUGCGCCGACGGCAGACGAUGUGCUUGCUAAGCUUGAGGGGUUAGGCCGGGAGGAGGACCGGGAGCAGCGGGGCGAGGUGCUCGCGGAGCUCUUCCUGCGCGACGCCACUAAAAGCAACGUCGACGGUGACGACCAUAACCAUGGAAUACCAGCAUCAUGCAUCCCGGCCGCCGAGGCAUUGCGACAUGGCGCGGCGCUGGAUAACGUGAUGGCGGAUCUCGAGGCGAAGCGAUCGGAGGCGGCAGGGAGGAAAUCGGUGGCGGAGAAGCACCGACGGAAGCUCGCGGAGCUGCGGCGGGCGCAGGCAGCGCAUUUGCAGGCUAAGAGCCUCAAGGCGCAGAAGCGGGAGCGCAAGCAGAAGGCGCCGCAGGUGGAGGAUGCGGUGUACGAGAGCGUGCCGGAGGGGGUCUCGCUGGAAGAUGUGCGGGCGUGCGCUCUGUGUCAGGUGUUUGCGGGCCUUGGGGUCGGUAAGGGGCGGAAAGUGUACGAGUCGGGGGCGGAUUGCGAGACACAGCAUGAGGAACACGUUCGCAUGGACCACAGCUGUGCGGCGGGGCGAGAGUGCGUACAGUUGUCGGAUGAAGACGUGGACAUGAUGGGCAGCGAGAACAGCGGAGUGGUGAUAUGUCGAGAGUGCGCCGAGGACCUAGACCGGGCGACGACAUAUUGCUCAGGGCGGUGCGCUCGCAGGGACUUCCAGAGGCAUCGAGAGGAUGUGCAUGUUCCAGGGCGGAGGAAGCUGAGCAAGAGAGAAGUCGAGGUGGACACUAAAGACCUUGUGUUCGAAGACGAGGAGAAGACCAGGUACCACGUGGAGGACGUGAGCAAGUAUGUGUGGAAGCUGGAUGCGGCAUUGGAGCGGUUUUUUACGAGCAGGAACCCAAAUGCGCAAAUUUUGUCUACGGCAUGAUGAUUGUAUGAUAAGACAGACACAGGGGGUUCUUACAUGUAAGGUACCUUACCUUUACCUUAUAUUCAGCCAUACGGUAUGUACCUGGGUGUAAGCUUGCUUUACGAAGGGAGACGGAUAUCUCGGCGGAUACCUAUGCUAAAUACGUGGUCUAAUGAGCCUUUGCACUUCUUUCC